ACAAACGUCGUCUCGUGCGGCAAAAAUCCUAAAAAUCCCGAUUUUCUGACGAUUUGUGGUUCAAAAGUGCCCAAAAAUGGCUGCAGGUCCCAUUGCAGAACGAAAUCAAGAUGCGACAAUUUAUGUCGGCGGUCUCGAUGAUAAAGUCACGGAAACGCUUUUGUGGGAGCUUUUCGUGCAAGCAGGUCCCGUCGUGAACGUUCACAUGCCCAAAGAUCGCGUCACACAAACGCAUCAAGGCUACGGCUUCGUCGAAUUUCUCUCGGAAGAAGAUGCGGACUACGCGAUAAAGAUUAUGAACAUGAUAAAGCUCUACGGGAAGCCGAUUCGUGUCAACAAAGCGUCUGCCCAUCAGAAAAAUCUCGAUGUUGGUGCGAAUAUUUUCAUUGGAAACUUGGAUCCGGAAGUUGAUGAGAAACUGCUGUACGAUACAUUCUCGGCAUUCGGCGUGAUUUUACAAACACCCAAAAUUAUGCGAGAUCCCGAAACGGGCAACAGCAAAGGAUUCGCUUUCAUCAAUUUUGCCAGUUUUGAAGCUUCCGAUGCGGCAAUGGAUGCGAUGAACGGGCAAUAUUUGUGUAAUAGACCGAUUUCCGUGUCGUACGCUUUCAAGAAAGAUUCCAAGGGAGAACGUCACGGAUCAGCAGCGGAAAGAUUGUUGGCAGCACAGAAUCCGUUGUCGCAAGCUGAUAGACCGCAUCAAUUGUUCGCAGAUGCUCCUGUGCCGACAAUGAUGCCUGCUCCUCCUCCGCAAGUACCCAUGAUGGGUGCAAUGCCUCCGAUGCCGCCUCCUGGUCCAUUUGCUGCUGUUCCUCCUCCAAUGCCGAGAAUGCCGCCUCCAUUGAGAAUGCCUCCUGCAUGGCCUCCACAGGGCGCUCCUCCUGGUUUACCUCCGAUGCCGCCUCCGCCAAAUUGGGGACCUCCAUUACCUCCGCAGAACUUUGCACCUAACUUCUAAGUCCAAUCAAAUACAAAUUUUGACAAAUUUUUAAGGAAUAAAUGAAAGUAACGC
Culicoides brevitarsis is the source of this 1012-nucleotide messenger RNA. RefSeq names its product splicing factor 3B subunit 4 (gene Spx). Gene Ontology annotation, cellular component: U12-type spliceosomal complex; nucleolus; U2 snRNP. The transcript is spliced from 4 exons. The record is from RefSeq and is a predicted model, not a curated record. Gene Ontology annotation, biological process: positive regulation of mRNA splicing, via spliceosome. Lineage: Eukaryota; Metazoa; Arthropoda; Insecta; Diptera; Ceratopogonidae. The coding region runs from base 77 to 958 and encodes 293 amino acids. Gene Ontology annotation, molecular function: RNA binding.